This is a messenger RNA of Gossypium arboreum, 1273 nucleotides long. RefSeq lists its product as uncharacterized. Bases 91 to 963 code for a protein of 290 amino acids. The record is from RefSeq and is a predicted model, not a curated record. NCBI's taxonomy places the organism in Eukaryota, Viridiplantae, Streptophyta, Magnoliopsida, Malvales, Malvaceae. The transcript has 3 exons. Gene Ontology annotation, molecular function: metal ion binding.
CGCUUAGGUUGAUAUAGAAGUGUAAGGAGGACACCCAUCUCUUGAUUUUUAUCUCUUUGUCUGUUUCACUUGGUUCUAUCAUCCACUGCUAUGGCAGAGGGCACAACAAUGGUGUUGAAAGUUGACCUUCAGUGCUACCGCUGCUAUCAGAAGGUCAAGAAAGUGCUCUGCAAAUAUCCGGAAAUAAGAGACCAGAAAUACGAUGAGAAGGCAAAUACGGUGACCAUCACUGUGGUCUCCAUCGAUCCUCAGUGUAUCAAGACCAAGAUAAGCAGCAAGGCCGGAAGUUGCAUCAAAAGCAUUGAGAUUAAACCGCCUGAAAAGAAAGCACCUACUGAAACAAAAGAUAAAGAUAAGCCCCCUAAGAAGGAACCUGAGACAAAAAUAGUAUGGAUACUUUGUAAGGUAUGCAACACGUGGCAUCCUGAAGGCCCAUGCAACCAGACCAUAUAUAUUCCACUCCCACUGGCAAAGGCAUGCAAUGAGAAUUGCGGGAAAAAAAUGUGUUGUAAUGGUUGUGGGGGCAGUGGGUGCAAAAGCUGCUUAGGUCAUGGGUGGAUCAGCUGGUAUUGUGGUGCUUGUAGCAGCAGCAAGGCUUCAUGUAAAGGUUGCGGUAGCUCUUCGUGUAGCGGAUGCAGCAACUGGUCGUCCUGGUCAUGCAGCGGGUGUGGAAGCUCUUCUUGUGGAGGGUGUUGCAUAGGUUGCGGAAACAAAUCAUGUGGUGGGGGUUGUAGUGGUAGUGGUGGAUACGGAUACGGAUACUACAAUAGCUGGAGUUGCAGAGGGUGCAACAGCACCUCUUGCGGAGGAUGCAAAGGCUCUUUUUCGUCUUUAUGUAAGGGGUGCGGCAGCUUUUGGUGCAAGGGUUGUGGUGGUGGUGGUGGAUCAUGUGGUUGUGGGAGGUGCGGCCGUUGUUAUGAUGGGAGUGAACAUAAAACGUCAGGUUAUUGUACACCCAUGUGAGGUGGAGAGUGGAUAAAAUGUAUAAUCUAUUCCAUUUGAGUGCCUGCCUUGGCUUGUUCUUUUACGUUUUGUUUUUCUUUAUUAUUACGAAAUUUGGGUUUGCUAUUUGCAAUGUUGAAGCAGGGGAGGAGAUGAAUAAAAUGGAUGAGUGGAGUUGUGGUUGAAUUUUCUUCAUUUGCGGUUGGUUGAGGAGGAGUUUACCAGCCUCUGACCGUAUGUCUUUACAUGAUUCCUUUGAGUAAUUAAUAAAACCUUGACUUGUUUUUUAGCCUAAUUUUCUUGAAAGUGUGUCAAGAAGAGAAUGGCAGAA